Molecule: messenger RNA, 789 nt
Organism: Uncinocarpus reesii 1704
Lineage: Eukaryota; Fungi; Ascomycota; Eurotiomycetes; Onygenales; Onygenaceae
Exons: 3
Coding region: 1-789 (262 amino acids)
Source: RefSeq, a predicted model, not a curated record
AUGGAUGGUCCGAAUUCCCCUGUUACCGCGUCUUGCAUUUCCCAAGGAGAAAAUGCGAGGCGAGAUAGCAACAAUGAAACCUAUUCUUCUACUAUUGAUUAUGUAUACACCAUCCUGAAAUUGAUCUUCAAUGACUUUCACCUCGGGAAAGAUAGUGUUUUUAAUGAAGAGGAUGCAAAGAACUAUCUAUAUGGUAUAUUUGCUUCUCAAGGCAUUGUAAUGGAAUGGGUCAAACAUAAGGACAAUCAUGGACCAUUUGUCCUCAUGCAUGGUGAUCUUCAACCUCCAAAUAUUUUUGUGGAUGAUGAUCUAAACAUUGUUUCAGUCAUAGACUGGGAGUGGAGCCACACCAUCCCUCUGCAAAUGUUCCUCCCACCCUCCUGGAUUACAGGUCAAGAACUCCCUGCUGCUACCAGAAGACCCUCCACCUUUGCCUUCAAAUAUUAUGGAGAAGACAAGGACCGGAGAGUGGAAAAGUUCUUUAAUCUUGAUCUGAGGAAGCCGCAAGUGGAAGCCUUACAGAAAAUAAUGCUCGAGCUUGAGGCUUUCAAAAAGGAAUUAGCACUGGUAGGACUAGAACCGAUCGAGCCCGACCCCAUUCCAGCUCCCGAACCAGGCAAACAAUCAGAGAACGCGAAGUUCAUGUCCAAGAUGCGUGGCCUCGCAGAUAUCCGUCAAUUAUGCCGACGAUUCGACAUUGCGAUUGGGUCCCUCCCUUGUUGGAUACCUUGGUCGCUGGCUGGUAUCAGCCUCUCUGCAUGCUGCAUCAUGGCCAAACAGCGACAAUGA